Oreochromis aureus is the source of this 1746-nucleotide messenger RNA. RefSeq names its product transcription factor Spi-B-like. The coding region runs from base 923 to 1714 and encodes 263 amino acids. Gene Ontology annotation, molecular function: sequence-specific DNA binding; DNA-binding transcription factor activity, RNA polymerase II-specific. The record is from RefSeq and is a predicted model, not a curated record. The transcript has 5 exons. Gene Ontology annotation, biological process: regulation of transcription by RNA polymerase II; cell differentiation. NCBI's taxonomy places the organism in Eukaryota, Metazoa, Chordata, Actinopteri, Cichliformes, Cichlidae. Gene Ontology annotation, cellular component: nucleus.
UAUAGUUUCUGAAAUUAGGGUACAGUACAAAUGUCUAAAUAUUCUUAGAUAUACUUACAUCUACAUAUUAUUGUGCUCUACAGAAUCUGUUUUUCUCCAACAAAUAUAAUGUGUAACAUACCCAUCACUCACCAUAUUUAUCAUAUAUAUAUAUAUAUAUAUAUAUCAUAUCAUAUCAUAUUCUAUCAUAUUUUUCAGCCUACCCAUAUGAGUUUCAUGUUUGACAUAACAGAAAUGUAAAAUCAAAAUAAUAUAGCCACAUUAUUAUCCUCCGUGGCACCUCCUCUGUGCCAAAUGAAAUGAUAAGAAACCACAGACACACCACAGGCUUUGACUCCAGGGAGCCCUUAAAAUGUGAAACACUGACAAUCUACAAAAAAAGGACAAACUUUAUUGCUGUCAUUUAAAUGUCUGUACAUCUGAAAACGAUUAUAAAAACAGUGACCUUACAGUAGCACUUCUUUGGAUAAUACUAACGUAAAAAUUACAUUGUAUUAAGAGACAAUAGAUAGGCAAACUAAACCACUCCCUGACAGCACUCACUGGCCAAUGAGAGGGUGAAGGAGGGCAUGUGUGCAUAGAGUAUAAGAGAGGUGACAUCCAGGUGGAACAUCACACAGGUGAGCAUUCACAUUCUGACAUCUCCGCCUCUUAAUGCCUGAGGAUAUUACUUUACUGUACCGCACUCAGGAGUACGCCUUUGACCUAGAAAGGUACAUCUAUCUUUGCUGUGCUUAUUCACUCAAGUCAGGUUAUUUUUUGUCUUUUCUUUUCAUAUGAUGGUGUCUGAUAAGUUAGAGAAGUGGUCUAGAGUUUGUGUGUGACAGCCUCUUUCACUUCUCAGUUCAUGUUUGUCAAAGUUUUGACCUUUGGUUCUAGCAACUGAUGAGGUCGUCUUCUCUUUCCAGAUCGUCCUUUUAGUAUGCUGACAGAAAUCGAGACGAUGGCUUAUGCAACCGAGAUCAAGCUAAGUGGAGGCAGGGGGGCCUGGAGUGGAGUGGCUCCUUCCUCCUGCCCUGAGGUUGACCUGGAAGUCAUCGAGGAGUACCUACAGGAGCAUUCACUGGAGGUCCAGCCUGCACAGACGCCUGCAUCACCUCUGCCCUCAAUGGGGCAACACAUACACUCCCACCAAGGCACCAGAAUUAUAGAGAAUAGUUGGUCAGGUCAGCAUGCUUAUGAGUGGCACUGUGGCCCUCACAGUGAGGAAUACAGACAGCAGCCUGCAGCCUGGCCUAGUCCCCAUGACAACCAAUGGGGACACAUAGCAUAUUCCGAUGAGGCAUCUGGAUACAUUGACUCAGAUUCCCAGUCUAGUAGCUCCCAGUACCAGGAUUCGCCAUCACCAUCCUCUGACACAGGGAGCAGGAAGGACAGAGAUCCCCUGCCUCUUGCACCACUGUCAGGAAAGAGGAAGGAGCGGCUGUUCCAGUUCCUGUUUGAGAUGCUUCAGACGCCAUCGAUGCGUAGCUGCAUCUGGUGGGUCCAGUCCUCCUCUGGCACAUUUCAGUUCUCUUCCCAAAACAAGGAGAGCCUGGCCCAGCUGUGGGGUCGGCGAAAGGGGAAUCGCAAGCCCAUGACGUACCAGAAGAUGGCACGGGCUCUAAGGAACUACUCUCGCACAGGCGAGAUUCACAAAGUUAAACGGAAGCUCACCUACCGCUUUGAUGAGAAGACGCUAAAAUGUCUACAGGGAGACUCAAAUACAAUGUAGAAACAAUGACUGAGAAUCUAUAUUAGCAUAGA